Messenger RNA from Sapajus apella (tufted capuchin), 3794 nucleotides. RefSeq names its product oncostatin M receptor (gene OSMR). Lineage: Eukaryota; Metazoa; Chordata; Mammalia; Primates; Cebidae. The coding region runs from base 379 to 3312 and encodes 977 amino acids. Gene Ontology annotation, molecular function: oncostatin-M receptor activity; leukemia inhibitory factor receptor activity; ciliary neurotrophic factor receptor binding. Gene Ontology annotation, biological process: positive regulation of cell population proliferation; cytokine-mediated signaling pathway. The transcript has 18 exons. The record is from RefSeq and is a predicted model, not a curated record. Gene Ontology annotation, cellular component: signaling receptor complex; membrane; external side of plasma membrane.
GGGCCGCCUCGGCACGUCCGCUCCGGCGUCCACACCGGCGCCCGCACCCGCGCCCCACCCGCCGCGGAGGACUCGGCCCGGCUCGCGGAGCCCUUCGCCCGCGGCGUGAGUAUCCCCGACGCGCCCGGCCCCGCUGUGCUGGAGCCCCGGCGCCGCGCCGCCCUCCCUGGCUUUUCCGACGGGCGAGCCCGGCGCUGCGCGGGAAAGAAUCCGAACACUUGGAGGCCAGUCUCUGCUGGACCGGCCGGGAGCGCAGCCGCCCGCUCCCCUCCUGGCGCUGCCCCUGCUUCGCGUUUGCCUUGGCUGGGCUUCCACCUGCGCGGGGACGGCACUCGGAGGGUCCUCGCCCCAGGCCCACCUACCUGAAAAGCAGAACUGAUGGCUCUAUUUGAAGUCUUUCAGACAACAUUCUUCUUGACAUUGCUGUCCUUGAGGACUUACCAGAGUGAAGUCUUGGCUGAACAUUUACCAUUGACUCCAGUAUCACUUAACGUUUCCACCAAUUCUGCACAUCAGAGUUUGCAUUUACAAUGGACUGUCCAAAACCUUCCAUAUCAUCAGGAAUUGAAAAUGGUAUUUCAGAUCCAGAUCAGUAGAAUUGAAACAUCCAAUGUCAUCUGGGUGGGGAAUUAUAGCACGACUGUGAAGUGGAACCAGGUUUUGCAUUGGAGCUGGGAAUCUGAACUCCCUUUGGAAUGUGCAACACACUUUGUAAGAAUAAAGAGUGCGGUGGACGAUGCCAGGUUCCAUGAGCCAAAUUUCUGGAGCAACUGGAGUUCAUGGGAGGAAGUCAAUGUACAAGAUUCUCUUGGACAGGAUAUAUUGUUCGUUUUCCCUAAAGAUAAACUGGUGGAAGAAGGUGCCAACGUCACCAUUUGCUAUGUUUCUAGAAACAUUCAAAAUAAUGUAUCUUGUUAUUGGGAAGGGAAACAGAUUUAUGGAGAACAACUUGAUCCACACGUAUCUGUAUUCCACUUAAGUAGUGUGCCUUUCAUUAGGAAAACAGGGGCAGAUAUGUAUUGUGAGGUGAGCCAAGGAAGUGUCUCUAAAGGCAUAAAAGGCAUCGUUCUCUUUGUCUCAAAAGUACUUGAGGAGCCCAAGGACUUUUCUUGUGAAACCCAGGACUUCAAGACUUUGCACUGUACUUGGGAUCCUGGGGUGGACACUGCCUUGGGUUGGUCUAAACAACCUUCCCAAAGCUACACUUUAUUUGAAUCAUUUUCUGGGGAAAAGAAACUUUGUACCCACAAAAACUGGUGUAAUUGGCAAAUAACUCAAGACUCACAAGAAACUUAUAACCUCACACUCAUAGCUGAAAAUUACCUAAGGAAGAGAAGUGUCAAUAUCCUUUUUAACCUGACUCAUCGAGUUUAUCCAAUGAAUCCUUUUAGUGUCAACUUUGAAAAUGUAAAUGCCACAAAUGCCAAAAUGACCUGGAAGGUGCACUCCAUGAAGAAGGAUUUCACAUAUUUGUGUCAGAUUGAACUCUAUGGUGAAGGAAAAAUGAUGCAAUACAAUGUUUCCAUCAAGGUGAAUGGUGAGUACUUCUUAAGUGAACUGGAACCUGCCACAGAGUAUAUGGCCCAAGUACGCUGUGCUGAUGCCAGCCACUUCCGGAAAUGGAGUCAGUGGAGUGGUCAGAACUUCACCACACUUGAAGCUGCUCCCUCAGAGGCCCCUGAUGUCUGGAGAAAUGUGAACUCAGAGCCAGGAAGUCACAUUGUGACCUUAUUCUGGAAGCCUUUAUCAAAAUGGCAUGCCAAAGGAAAGAUCCUGUUCUACAGUGUAGUUGUGGAAAAUCUAGACAAACCGUCCAGGCCAGAGCUCCACUCCGUUCCUGCACCGGCCAAAAGCACAAAACUAACUCUCGACCAGCGUUCCUACCGGAUCUGGGUCACAGCCAGCAACAGUGUGGGCACCUCUCCUGCUUCCGUAAUAGUUAUCUCGGCAGACCCUGAAAACCAAGAGGUUGAGGAAGAAAGAAUUGCAGACACAGAGGGUGGAUUCUCUCUGUCUUGGAAACCCCAACCUGGAGAUGUUGUAGGCUAUGUUGUGGACUGGUGUGACCAUCCCCAGUAUACACUCUGUGAUCUCCAGUGGAAGAAUGUAGGUCCCAAUGCCACAAGCACAGUCAUUAGCACAGAUGCGUUUAGGCCAGGAGUUCGAUACAACUUCAGAAUUUAUGGGUUAUCUACAAAAAGAAUUGCUUGUUUAUUAGAGAAGAAAACAGGAUACUCUCAGGAACUUGCUCCUUCAGACAACCCUCAUGUGCUGGUAGAUAAGUUGACAUCCCAUUCCUUCACUCUCAGUUGGAAAUAUUACUCUACUGAAUCUCAACCUGGUUUUAUACAAGGGUACCAUGUCUAUCUGAAAUCCAAGGCGAGACAGUGCCAUCCACGAUUUGAAAAGGCAAUUCUUUCAGAUGGUUCAGAAUGUUGCAAAUACAAAAUUGACAACCCAGAAGAAAAGGCAUUGAUUGUGGACAACCUAAAGCCGAAAUCUUUCUAUGAGUUUUUCGUCACUCCAUUCACUAGUGCUGGUGAGGGCCCCAAUGCUACGUUCACGAAGGUCACCACUCCGGAUGAACACUCCUCGAUGCUGAUUUAUAUCCUACUGCCCAUGUUUUUCUGCUUCUUGCUCAUCAUGAUUGUGUGCUACUUGAAAAGUCAGUGGAUUAAGGAGACGUGUUACCCUGACAUCCCUGACCCUUACAAGAGCAGCAUCUUGUCAUUAAUAAAAUUCAAGGAGAAACCUCACCUAACAAUAAUGAAUGUCAGUGACUGUAUUCCAGAUGCUAUUGAAGUUGUAAGCAAGCCAGAAGGGACAAAGAUACAGUUUAGGAAGUCACUCACAGAAACCGAGUUGACUAAGCCUAACUACCUUUACCUCCUUCCAACAGAAAAGAAUUACUCUGGCCCUGGCCCCUUCAUCUGUUUUGAGAACUUGACCUAUAACCAGGCAGCUUCUGACUCUGGCUUUUGUGGCCACGUUCCAGUACCCCUGAAACUCCCCCCAAGUCAGCUGGGACUAAUGAUCUCACCUGAAAAUGUACAAAAGUCACUAGAAAAAAACUACAUGAACUCCCUGGGAGAAAUCUCAGCUGGAGAAACAAGUUUGAAUUAUGUGUCCCAGUUGGCUUUACCCACGUCUGGAGACAAGGACAGUCUCCCAACAAAUCCAGUAGAGCCACCACACUGUUCAGAGUAUAAAAGGCAAAUGGCAGUACCCCUGUGUCUUGCCUCGCCUCCCCCGACCGAGAAUACCAGCCUCUCCUCGAUUACCCUUUUAAAUCCAGGUGAACACUACCGUUAACCAGCAUGCCAAUUGCAUACUUUAUGCUACACAGACAUUAAGAGGAGCAGAGUUGCCACCCUCUCAUCACCGGUGGCCUUGGUCCUUAAUCCCAUUACAAUUUGCAGUCUGGUUUAUAUAAGAGCACUACAGUCUGGCUAGGUUAAUGGCCAGAAGCUAUGGAAUGUAACACUCCCUGUUGGAGGAGGCUUGCCCUAGAAAUGGCAGGAUCAUGGGAGCAUGCUUACCUUGCUGCUGUUUGUUCCAGGCUCACCUUUAGAACGAGAGACUUGAGCUUGACAUACGGAAAUGCAUUAACCACUCCACAGACCCCCACUCAGUACUGUACAGGAUGGCUAUGGUCCUGUAAGGUUACUGAAGAAAUAUUUCUGUUAGAAACAAUUAUUAUUAUUUUAUUGAAGAUUGAAGGCUUCAAUAAAAGCCACAGGAGACUUAUUACUACAGCAUAAAUUGUCAAUGUAAAUUUACUGAGUGUGUUUAAU